This is a messenger RNA of Saccostrea cuccullata (small rock oyster), 525 nucleotides long. RefSeq lists its product as uncharacterized. The transcript is spliced from 3 exons. The record is from RefSeq and is a predicted model, not a curated record. Bases 1 to 510 code for a protein of 169 amino acids. NCBI's taxonomy places the organism in Eukaryota, Metazoa, Mollusca, Bivalvia, Ostreida, Ostreidae.
AUGUUACAUGAAAGAUCUACCGUAAAGGUUAGAGGAGACGGAUGGCGAGACAUGCAUCAAGGAGAACAGAGGAUCAAUAGCUGCUGUUUUAAAAGAGACCUUAACCACGAGGCCUCUCCUGAGGAGGUCGGAGAAAUGAACUCACUAAGUCUCAGCUUGUUCGUGCUCUGUACAGUGUCAUUAUUUUUCUGGCACGCUGAUGGCGCAUGUAGGUUCUGGAUGAAGAGGAUUCAAUUCGGCACAGAGCAGAAAGGGAAGUUUUACUGUUCGUAUCGUGGAGAAAAAUGGUCAAAUGGAGUGAUGUUGUUCCCUGAAGUAUGCGAAGGGUGUGAAUGUAGAGGCAACAUGAUGAUAUGCUGCGACAUUGGUACUGCUGCAAAUGCCGGGGAAUACGAGGGCUGUACCAAGGUGAGCCGAAAAUGUGAAGUCCGCUACUACAAGAUGGUGAACGGACAGAAGUUGGACUGCUUCUCUGAUCUACCAUUUGACGAGAACUUCUGGCUUAAAUAAAUAUGAUGAAGCCUU